Molecule: messenger RNA, 2424 nt
Organism: Anolis sagrei ordinatus
Lineage: Eukaryota; Metazoa; Chordata; Lepidosauria; Squamata; Anolidae
Gene: MAP2K4
Product: mitogen-activated protein kinase kinase 4
Biological process (GO): protein phosphorylation; MAPK cascade
Molecular function (GO): ATP binding; JUN kinase kinase activity
Source: RefSeq, a predicted model, not a curated record
GAUGCCGUGAGGGCGGGAGGGAAGCGGCGGCAGCGGCGGCGGCAAGUUUCGCGGACUGAGGCCUGAGGGAGCCCGUGCGCGAGGGCGCGAGAGAGAGAGAGAGAGGGCGCGAGGGAGGGCGCGAGGCGAAGGGGCCCGUUCUACGCCUCUCCUCUGCUGCAUUGCAGCCUCCCUCCCCUUCCCUCCCUGCCUCCCUCCCUCCCUCCCUCGCUGGGCGUCUGAGGCGCUGCACAAUGGCGGCUCCCGGCCCUGGCCCUGGCUCCGGCUCUGGGCCCCAAGCGGCGGCGCACACCACCGUCAGCAGCAUGCAGGGCUUUCAGAUAAACUUCUGUGAAAAAGCACAAAGUAAGCGCAGAGCACUGAAGCUGAAUUUUGCAAACCCACCUUUCAAAUCCACAGCACGAUUUACUUUAAACCCCGGAGUUCCUUUUCAGAAUCCACACAUUGAUACUCAAGCAACAAUGGGUAGUAAUCACAUUGCCCCGUUCACUUUCAAAAGGAGAGAAGCGGAGAUGAUCGUGAAACUUUCCAGCAGGCUACAAGAAAGACUGAGAACACACAGCAUUGAAUCAUCGGGAAAGUUGAAGAUUUCCCCUGAACAGCAUUGGGACUUUACUGCAGAGGACCUGAAAGACCUUGGAGAAAUUGGACGAGGCGCUUAUGGUUCUGUCAACAAAAUGGUCCACAAACCAAGUGGACAAAUUAUGGCUGUUAAAAGAAUUCGGUCAACGGUGGAUGAAAAGGAACAGAAACAGCUUUUAAUGGAUCUAGACGUAGUUAUGCGAAGCAGUGACUGCCCAUAUAUUGUUCAGUUUUAUGGAGCACUAUUCAGAGAGGGUGACUGUUGGAUCUGUAUGGAGCUCAUGUCUACCUCGUUUGAUAAAUUUUACAAAUAUGUAUAUAGUGUAUUAGAUGACAUUAUUCCAGAAGAAAUUCUAGGCAAAAUCACUUUAGCUACUGUGAAAGCACUAAACCACUUAAAAGAAAACUUGAAAAUCAUUCACAGAGAUAUUAAACCUUCCAAUAUUCUUCUGGACAGAAAUGGAAAUAUUAAACUCUGUGAUUUCGGUAUCAGUGGACAACUUGUAGACUCUAUUGCCAAAACCAGAGAUGCGGGGUGCCGACCAUACAUGGCACCAGAAAGGAUAGACCCCAGUGCAUCCAGGCAAGGUUACGAUGUCCGCUCUGAUGUCUGGAGCUUAGGAAUUACAUUGUAUGAGCUGGCUACCGGACGGUUCCCCUAUCCUAAAUGGAAUAGUGUAUUUGAUCAACUGACACAAGUAGUCAAAGGAGACCCACCGCAGCUGAGUAAUUCAGAUGAACGGGAGUUCUCCCACAGUUUUAUAAACUUUGUCAACUUGUGCCUUACAAAGGAUGAGUCCAAACGGCCAAAGUAUAAGGAGCUUUUGAAACAUCCCUUCAUCCUAAUGUAUGAGGAGCGAACGGUGGAUGUUGCGUGCUACGUUUGUAAAAUCCUAGAUCAAAUGCCAGCAACUCCCAGCUCUCCCAUGUAUGUCGAUUGAUACUGCUGCUACAUCAAAACUCUUGGGCAAAGUGCUGAGAGAAAGCAAAAUGUACAGAACCUUCACCCCCCAUAUUGCAGUGUUUUAAUGCUCGUCCAGACACCAUGUGCAAUAAUGUUGGUGUUUUUCUUCCAUUCUGUCUGUAUAUUAUUAUCACUUAAAAAGUGCAUCCAUGUAAUAUCUGAUCACACACAGUGUUAGUGUCAGUCAAAGAGAGACGUCAUUUUGCUCUUUUUGUGGACAUAUUCAUGAAAUGUGGAAAUAAUAACCUUUUAUUUGUUGACCAUGAUUGGAUAAGACCUAGAAGUUGAUUUCUAGAUUCAGAGACUUCUCAGCAGCUACGGGAAUGAUUUUCUUCUCUCAAACUCUUCCAGUUAUUACAGAUAACUUAAAAGAAAGGAAGUUAGGCAUUGGUCUGUCUGAUUCUGAACAUAAAGAAACUCUGCCUGGGAAAAGGAGAACUUGUGCAGCCAAAUGAGCUACUUUUAACUUCUGGUGCCAGAAAAAGGCAAACAGGGGAUAAUAUAUAAAUAUAUAUAAAUAUAUAUAUAUUUUCUUCACGAAGUGCAAUAGAUUGAUUGAUUUGAAGUUCUGUUGUUUUUCAGUCACAGUCAGUGUUUUAAAGACAGUGCGGUUCAGCAGAACUUCUAUGUUUUUGGGGAGGCGGGGGCAGAAGAUGUGAUCAUGUAAAAUGAACUAUGUCAUUACCAAAAAAUAUAAAUAAAUAAAACAAAAGACAUGCAUUGAAAGAGGCUAACAGUGAAAACUUGUGAGAGAUGGAAAAUAUUGUAUUCUUUCAUUUUCCAAGUAAGCCAUUCUUUGAUAGAACUAGGUGUCCUGUAAAUUGUUACCUGGUGAGAUAAGACUUUGACCUGAGGAAAUAUUAAACUACUCAAUUGAA